Molecule: messenger RNA, 4443 nt
Organism: Peromyscus leucopus (white-footed mouse)
Lineage: Eukaryota; Metazoa; Chordata; Mammalia; Rodentia; Cricetidae
Gene: Znf385b
Product: zinc finger protein 385B
Exons: 9
Coding region: 2228-3373 (381 amino acids)
Cellular component (GO): nucleus
Molecular function (GO): nucleic acid binding; zinc ion binding
Source: RefSeq, a predicted model, not a curated record
AGGGCUGUGAUAAUGAUGUUUUCAUCCAGCGUGAGUUGGAGGUGAGGUGUCCCUGUGAUACUGGCAGGAGAGAUCAGGGAGGUGCUUAGAAUCUCAGAAGAGAGACAACUGAGAUGUGGGAUUGUAUUCUGCCAGUGGUAAGAAGGUCAUGAAUGACUAGUUAAAGGCUUUUAAACCCUGCUAGAGAAAAUGGAAGUGUAGGCUACUCUGAAGGGAGUGAAAAGUCCAAGGACAAGAAAGUAGUUUAGACUGCAGUUCAUAGGCUGCAAGAAGUUUCCCUCGAGAGUCGAAUGGCUAAAGAAAGCUGUUGAGUCAAGUCUGGGGUGGGUGGGCUGCACUAACACCAGGGACUCAGUUGCUGCUGAUCCAUCCAAACUCCUCCCAUCCUUUAGACAACCACUUACAUGCCACCUCUCCACAGAGCCUUUAUCCCUCCCCCAGGCUCACCCUGGGAGAUGUAAGCAUUCUUUAUCCCAUUCUCCUACAGGCCCACCCACCAGUAGAGAGACUCCGCCUGCUUCCGGUUCCCUGGGGGUGGGACUUGUGAAAAACACAGAUUUGCAGUGCCCCACCCCAGGAGGCCUGGGAUGGGGACUGGGGAUUUGUUUUUCAUACACAUUUGGGGGAAAUGCUGAUGUAGCUCACCUAGGGCCCACACUUUUGAACACUGACAGAAACUAAAAGUAUAUAGAAGUAUAAGUAAAGUUUGAAAGUUCACCAGUUGCAGACCCAGAGAUAGUCCUGAAAACUACUCCAAAUGGGUGCACAAUACUUUGUCUACUGCCCAUGGGCUCCUUAAGGGAGCUACAUCAUGGGUGAAAGUUUAAUUUCACAAAGAGGCAAAAUCCCGGCACGACUGUCUUUUAUGUUAUUCCUUGGAGACUAAACAUUAUGUAAGACACACACAAGUGUUAGCUGGAGGGAAAUGGGCUCAGAGCUAACCUACCACGCCCCACUUCGUGUACUGUUUUACUGCUGCUCGGGCCUGGAGAAGCACACGAUCUAGGAACUGACUUUAUAAUCACCGUUUUGAACGCCGCAUCUGGUUAUUAUGUUAGGCGGUUUACCUUUCCCCGGUCAUGACUGUGCAAACCCGACAUGAUUGGUUUUGUACAUCUCAAGGGUUGGCUCUGGCCGGCAAAAGUACUAAGUUGCACAAUGCCUGUGCAAACAUCAGUGAGAUGCCCUCGAGGCAAAGUCACCUGUGUUGGUGGCAAAACACCACACAGUCCCCACCUCCGCAGUCACAGCCCCACUGUGCAGCGUGGACAGAUCACCAUCCUUAUUCUGACCACAGAGCCAAAUGACACGAGAUGGAGGGCUGCAUUAGUUAAAGAUGGGAGUAGAUCCUGUAUCAUUUUACUCCCAGGCCUAGACAAGUGCUAAUUUCAACAUGAUAAUUCCCCCAUAGAGCUGAAAUUAGGGUUUUGAGUUGGAAUGCAUUGACAUCACUGCUAAUGUUGUCAACAUCAAAUUGUCAUCAGCUUUAGUCUUUUUUAAUUAUAUGCUCUAAAUCUUUACUUAAAACCUAAAUUUCCAUGGGAAAGAAAGCACUUUUUUUUUUCCCUCACACCAAAUAGCUUGUAAAUAAACCGUUUUCUGCUAACAGAAUACAAAUCAGGUUCAUUUGGGAACAGGUUCUGCUCUGAAAUAGAAGGCAAAUUUAAAUUUUAGAUAUGGCUGCCCAUUUAGGGAAAAAAAAAAAACUCUUUAAAUCUAAGUGAUACCAAGAAUUCCAAAUCAGUGUGAUAGAUACUCUGUGAUCAUUAAGCUGUUUUACUGGGGGAGAGGCAUCUGAUUCAUCUUGCCCCAGCGGACUGCAUGGGGGACUGAGAAAAAACAAUAACAAUAGAGAAAGUGACUUGUCAGUCUUUUAGGAUAUAUUUGGUUGGCUGUCGUCAGAAGGUAGCCUGCCCUCUCCCAGGAAUCGUGUUGCAAACACUCUCCUCUAUAGUAAUUAGAGCUAGGCAGCAAUUAGAGACUUGUGAUUUGUUCAGACACACUGCCUGCCUGCCUGCCUGCCUGCCGGCCUCUCCGAGCGAGCGAGCGCCACAUCUCGCAGGAGCACCGGGCGGCAGAGAUGAUGGAAGGAUUUAUCUCUCCCUCCGUGUAAUGCCGCCGCGCACAGUGAGUGAGCGAAGGCGUGAGUGCCGACUGUAAUCUUGAAAGUGAAGGCAGUGCAUGCCACACUACUACCCUUCCCGCUCUCGUGCGCACACCCACCCUGAUGAUGCAGCCUUCGCUGGACAUCAAGCCAUUCAUGUCUUUUCCAGUGGACAGCAGCUCUGCUGUGGGACUCUUUCCAAAUUUUAACACAAAAAGAAGAGGCUUAUUUGGGACCAAUAAAUUCUGCCAGAUGGACCCUGUGCAGAAAGCAGUCAUCAACCACACAUUUGGAGUCUCCAUUCCCCCAAAGAAGAAACAAGUGAUUUCUUGUAAUGUCUGCCAGCUUCGUUUUAACUCGGAUAGCCAGGCCGAGGCCCACUACAAAGGAAGUAAACAUGCCAAGAAGGUCAAAGCACUUGAGGCAGCGAAAAAUAAACCCAAAAUGGUUCCUUCCAAGGACAGCGCAAAGGCUAAUCCCAGCUGCUCCAUCAGGCCAAUCACAGGCGACAGCUCUGACAAAUCAGAAGACAAAGCGAAAUUGAAAGCCGCCAGUUCCAGUCAGCCCUCAGGCUCUGAAGGAGGCUCCUUUCUCCUCAAGUCUGGAGCCACGCCCCUGCCCCCGGCGACCAUCACUUCUCCCUCCAAGAGCACAAAUGGCGCUCCGGGGUCUGUUGCUGAAUCAGAAGAAGAAAAAGCCAAAAAAUUACUCUAUUGUUCACUAUGCAAGGUGGCUGUGAACUCCCUGUCACAGCUGGAGGCACACAACACAGGAUCUAAACAUAAGACCAUGGUUGAGGCUCGUAAUGGAGCUGGUCCAAUUAAGUCCUAUCCAAGACCUGGGUCAAGAUUAAAGAUGCAAAAUGGCAGUAAGGGUUCAGGACUCCAGAAUAAGACGUUUCAUUGUGAAAUCUGUGAUGUCCAUGUUAACUCAGAAAUUCAACUCAAACAGCACAUUUCAAGCCGAAGGCAUAAAGACCGCGUGGCAGGAAAACCAUUGAAGCCGAAAUACAGCCCUUACAACAAGCUCCAGCGGAGCCCAAGCAUUUUAGCUGCAAAGCUCGCAUUCCAGAAAGAUCUGAUGAAGCCUCUGGCCCCGACUUUUCUGUCCUCGCCCCUGGCGGCCGCAGCUGUGUCCUCUGCCCUGUCCCUGCCGCCACGGCCAUCUGCCUCUCUCUUCCAGGCUGCAGCCAUCCCUCCUGCGCUGCUGAGGCCUGGCCACGGGCCCAUCCGGGCCACUCCUGCCUCCAUCCUCUUUGCCCCUUACUAAUACUUGCAGCCCGCAACAGGCCAGGCCAGUGGAAAGGUGUAGAAGGAAAGCCCAAAGGAUUCAGCAAUGUAAGCCUUGUGUGUGUGACUGUAAGUACCCCACUCACCCUCUGACAAAGUGCAGGCCACCGCCCAGCCCAGCCUCCAGCCACAAACGGAGGCCAGGCUCAAGGGCGCUAACCCCUUAUUUCCCAUGUCCCCUCCGUCCUACCCUAGCCAAUUGGCGUAUCUGAGAUACUUAAGUUUCUUGAAAGUAUAUUGAUCAGAAAAAGAAAACCAACCUCUGUAUUCCCAUGGACGUGAUCUGGCUUAGAAACAAAGUGGAAUCUUCCUGACAGACUUGAACGGUAGACUCUUCCUCAGUCGGAUGUCUGUAAAUAACUCCGGAAUCCAAGCGGGCAUAUUCUAGUGUGGAACAAAAGCCCAUCGCAAGUGCUUAAUUGUGGUUACCAUCCUCCCCAUGGAUCAUGGCGUUUUUCCUUUUGGUGUACUAGUGUCCACAGGGAUUGUGUACUGUUCUAGACCUGAGUACUGUUGUAUCCCGUGUAGUACUAGAUCGUAACUCUUGUCGAAUUAAACCUUUUUUUUUUUUUAUUGCUGUGUAAUUGUUAGGAAGCAAAGGUAGCUUUGAAAUUUUUUCUCUUUAAGAGAACAAAAGAUAAUGUAUUUUCUUUAUUUCGUGUUUUAUUUGGAGAGAUUUAAAUGAAAUAGAAAGCCAUAUAACAUAGCUAUAAUUACUACCUGUUUGCUAUUUUUGUUUUAACUUAUUUUUGUAGCACCCUCACUGGUUUGAGUUGCUAAGCAAAUGUGUACAGAAACAAAAAGAGCUUCCUAAUUGCACAUUUUGGCACCUUCUGUACAUCUGCAAGAAGACAAUGAAUCCGUGUAUUUCCACAUAAUGAUCUUCAUUUUCAACUUUUGUUUUUCAUUUGUAAUGAUGCUACAUAACUCUGUGGCUCUUUGAUGCAAUAAUGUACAGAAGAUAUAUAAUUUAUAAUUGAACAAUCUGUCUUUCUGUUCAGUGACUACGUCAUAGGUCAUGUGACCAUGCCCUCCCCUUCACCCUCCCCC